UUUACUUGCCUUCCCACCCUGGAUCCGACAUUCCAUCCCACGCUUCCCCUCCCUUCAGAUUAACGAGUUAUGACGGAGUGUGUGGUUGUCUUUGAGAGGAACUACGACGCAGGUUUACUGAAAUAAUGGUUUUCGCCAUGACACAGGGCCCAGGGAAGUCGCCCGGGGGUGUCCUGCAGAUCUCUGCUGCUGCAACCCAGAAGAAUGCCACGUCGGCGCCCUCCAAGCCAGCAAAGCCACCAACACCGCGGCUCAAGCUGCUGGUGAGACGUCUGCCGCCCGGCUUGACGCAGGCCGAGUUUGAGAGCGCGUUGGGGGACGAGUGGAAGACUGGCGCGGGCAAGGUCGAUUGGCUGCAGUACAAACCGGGGAAGGUUUCAAAGGAUGCUGCUAAACCGUCUCGUCCGUCGCGUGCGUAUAUCCACGUUGUGGCCAACGAACACCUUGCCCCGCUCUCCGACACGGUGCGCACGACCUCGUUCCUCGAUGCGCGGAAUACCGUUAACGAUCCGGUCCUGAUGGGCCCGCCGACGCUGGAGUUCGCUCCCUACAGCAAGGUGCCUGGGAGCCGGGUCCGCAAGGAUGCCCGACAGGGGACCAUCGAUCAGGAUCCAGACUUCAUUGCCUUUCUGGAGAGUUUGACGCAACCGAUCACCAAGCCGACCGCGUCGGCGGACGCGGCUGCAGACGGCGGGGAGAAAAGGGAGACCAUGAUCACGCCACUCGUGCAAUAUAUCAAGGAUAAGAAGGCAAACAAGGCCAAGGAAAACGCCGCGGCCGCGAAGGCGGCGAAGCAUGCCAAGGGAGACAGAGAGGGCAAGGCAGAGAAGGUCCAGGCGAAAAAGCUUCUCCAGCGACCAGACAAGGACGUCUCUUCGACGUCUGACAAGAAGAGCCGGGCCGACAAGACAACCAAGGAGGCCGUCAAGGCCGCGAGCAAACAGGCUGCCAGCAUCGCAGCCAAGGCAGCAGGCGGCAAGACGAGCGCCGCGGCGGCUGCUACUGCUACUACGAACAAGGACACCGGCGCCGGCGCUUCUUCAGACCGCAAACGAGACCGUGGGAAUGCCAGCGCGGCAGCCAAGAUCGUCCAGCGUGAUCUGGGCUUGUCGCCUGCAUCCGGGGGUCGCCGUCGCGGCGGCAAAGGCUCGGGUGUGGCCGAGGGCGAGAGUCCCCGUGAUCGCGCAGCGACGCCCACCGAGAAGAAGGAUGUACCCCUGACGAAAUCUACCAAGGGAGCGGCGGGCCCUAAGACCGGCAAGGAAUCCGCUACGAUGUCGCGCGCGGCGUCCGAUGCGGGCGGUACGCCUUCACUGAAAGGUACGGGACCUGCUGCCUCUACAGCGAAGUCCUCGAAACCCGGUAGAGGGAAGAAAGAAGGCGCGGCAACACAAUCGCCUGUCUCUACAGCUACGCAGGCGUUCUUGAAGCAUGCAAACCCGUCGCAGGGGGUGACCGAGGCGCUGCUCGAGACGGCGUUUGCGCCCUUCGGCACCGUGACCAAGGUGGAGAUCGACAAGAAGAAAGGAUUCGGGUAUGUUGAUUUUGCCGAGCCAGAGAGUCUACAGAAGGCUAUUGCCGCGAGUCCCGUGGCUGUCGCACAGAGCCAGGUGGUGGUACUUGAGCGCAAAGCCACGGCCGGCGGCGCUGACAAGGGAGGAGGAGGGGGAGGAGGAGGCCGCGGUGGGAAGGGCUCUAUGGGCACCAGCACCAGCGGCGUCGGAAAACAGGACAAGGACAAUAAGGAAGGUCGUGGGAAGAGCGGGGGAGGAGGCACCGCGAGCCCAGCAACGAGCGCUGUGGGCGCAGAUGCAGUGACCGGCGCUGCCGCACCGGCUGCUGGCGGUGCCUCUCGUGGUUCGCGAGGACGAGGACGUCACCGCGGCGGAGGAUCCAAGGGGAACAACGCAAAGGCGAGCGAGACCAAGUAGAGCAGUAGAAUAACGAUAGAUGAGUGAUACCCAUUCAUGACAGCUUUUAGCAUGAGUCUAGACAUUUUGAGGUAGCUUCGUAUUAAAAUACUGUAGUAC
Molecule: messenger RNA, 2030 nt
Organism: Penicilliopsis zonata CBS 506.65
Lineage: Eukaryota; Fungi; Ascomycota; Eurotiomycetes; Eurotiales; Aspergillaceae
Exons: 2
Coding region: 138-1931 (597 amino acids)
Biological process (GO): positive regulation of translation; nuclear-transcribed mRNA catabolic process, nonsense-mediated decay
Cellular component (GO): cytoplasm; nucleolus
Molecular function (GO): mRNA binding
Source: RefSeq, a predicted model, not a curated record